Phytomonas sp. EM1 is the source of this 1193-nucleotide messenger RNA. Lineage: Eukaryota; Euglenozoa; Kinetoplastea; Trypanosomatida; Trypanosomatidae. The record is from the annotation of a GenBank genome assembly.
GAAGUUAGUUAUCCACAGGAUUUACAUAUUUAUUGUCUGCAUGCAAUGUCGACAAAAGUUAAUUCAGACACAUUUUCUCGAGGUAUUGGAGGCCGCUUUGUGUCCUUACUAGCACCUGUUUCGGCAACCAUGAUUUUAGUGGUUUGGAGUGUUAACAACCUGACACCUAUUUCAGCUUUUAGUCAAGAAUCUCCAUUGACAUUGCUGGUGGACGAGGAAAAUCAAGACAGUGCCUUUGACAAAUUGGGAGCUUCCUUCUUGAAUGCGUGUUGUUUGAUAGCAGUUGUAGUUAUCAUGACAUUUCUCGUACUAGUUUUAUACAAAUACCGCUGUACCGGAAUUUUAUUCUGCUGGCUUAUGUUUUCUGCUGGCUCUAUUUUGUUCAUCGCGAUGUGGGAAUGGCUAGAUUUAGUGUGCACCCGUUUUCAAAUACCAUAUGAUAUCAUUACCAUGACUUUAUUAAUAUGGAACCUUGGUGCGGUAGGAAUGGUUUCUUUGUUUUACUAUGUUCAUCCGCUAUUUACACAGCUCUACCUUGUCUUCGCAUCAGUUCUGUUAGCAUGGUCGUUGACGGCACUUCCAGAAUGGACAACCUGGGCUAUAUUAUUGGCAAUCGCUACUUACGAUAUUUUGGCAGUUUUGUGCCCUCAUGGCCCCCUUAAGCUGCUUCUAGAAGCCGCAGAGACUCAAAACGAGCCGAUUCCUGGUUUUAUUUAUGACAGUUCAAGAACACUUCGUCCGGUAGUGACUUUCCAGGAACAGCAGCCCAUACCUGUAGAUAGUGAUACUAAAAGAAUCCCACCUCCUCGUCAGGAGGGUAGCAAUCAAAAGCUGCCAUUGGUGGCUUACCUUAAGCACAGUUCUCCUUUUAAAUUAGGACUGGGAGACUUUAUCUUUUAUGCUCUUCUUGUCGGAAGGGCAGCCAUGUCAGGCUUUUUGCCUUUUUUCUUUUGCCUUGUUACGAUUCUCAGUGGUAUGAUUGCGACACUAGUGUCAUUGUUUGUAUUUCGUGACCUUCUGCACGCCCUUCCGGCACUUCCAAUUUCUAUUUUUCUUGCGACGGCGGUGUAUUUUAUUACUGAAUAUAUUGUGAAGGAUAUGAAUACUUAUUUUUCUUUGAAGGUAUAUGUUCUGUAAUACCUGUUUAUGACACUAGAAGCUGCUUGCACAAGUAUAUUCACAACAAAUAACGA